UCUACACUUGGCGCUAUGGUUGAGACUCCCAUACCCGUCCUCUCCAAAACCUCCUUCACGAAGCUUCCUCACUGGGAUUUUGAGGAUGUUUAUAACCAGGAUGUUCCACCCAGGCAGACAACAUGUGCCCAGUCUCUGCGAAACACUGAGGUUGAGAGCUUCAAGAAGGCUUUCCUCCCCAACAUACGUUUGUUUCUGCACAAAGACAGUAUCAACAUGAGCGAGUGGAAUCGGCUUUCACAUUUUAACAAUCCUUUUGGUUUUAUGGAGUACAAGUAUGAUGAUGUGAUGGCUUCAGUAAAGUUGAUCCCAAAGCCAAAAGAGCCACUGCUCCUUCCAAAAGCAGGUGGUGAUGGGUGUGUGCGCUGUGCUGUGGUGGGCAAUGCAGGGAUCCUCAAUGGCUCUAAAAUGGGGAAAGAGAUUGAUGCUCAUGAUUACGUUUUUCGGAUGAAUGGUGCAAUCACCAAAGGUUACGAGGAAGACGUAGGAAACAGAACAUCGGUGUACAUUCACACGGCCCACUCCAUCACAUCUGCGCUGUAUUUCUUCAAGAAGUUUGGAUAUACUAAUGUCCCUCAUGAUGAGGGUAUAAAAUACGUGAUGGUUCCUGAGGGGAUGAGGGAUUUCAAUUGGCUCGAGGGACUUCUCAAAGGAGAAAGAAUCACUGCUGACCUAUAUGAAAACAUAAGGCCAUGGACGUACUAUGCUGGGCAGUACAAUGAGACCCGCUUCUAUGUUCUGCACCAGGACUUCCUCAGAUACAUUCGAAACAGGUUCUUAAAGUCUCCUAAUCUAAAUGCUUCAUACUGGGCAAUAGUCAGACCAAGCAAUGGGGCAUUCACUCUCUUCCUGGCUCUGCAUACCUGCGACACUGUGAAUGCAUAUGGAUUCAUGACUGAGGACUACAAGAAAUACUCAACUUACUACUUUGAGAAAAAUAUUAAAACCCCUGUCAUUCUCUACGCCAACCAUGACUAUAUCCUGGAGAAAAACAUGUGGAAAAAACUGCAUGACAGCAAAAUAAUUAAGCUUUAUCAAAGAACAGAGUCAGAAACAGGGACGAAAAAGCCAAAACAACACUGAAACACUGAGAAUGGAAGUAAUGGCAUCAAGAAUGUAGGUCAUUUUGUUUUAAAUUCAGGAGGAAUGCAGUUCAGGAGAAAAUAUUGCACUUUUUACCUCACUAUCUUUUUACUUACUUAUUGUGAUUUAUCAUGCAAAUAUCAGCUUUUAAAAUAUGCAUUGUUACAGAUUAAACUAUGAAACAAGAUAUGAAGUAGUUCAAACUAACCCUAUCUCGACCAUCUACAUAAUUUAAAUGCUGCUUACAUGUUAAUGACACAUACACACACACACACAUGCACACACACACGUGCACCCACGCGCACACGCAUGCACGAUUUAUAUAUAUAAAAUCAAGUCAUAUUUUAAUAGUACCUCAGGUAAAUUUUUAAAUCUGACAAUAUUUCAAUACUGUGACUGAAGUAAGAUUUAAAAUGUGACAUAACGUCACAAUGAUUACAGUUUUUUUUACAAUCACUUUGCUACUAAUUUCACAACCUUGAUGUCAUUUUUCAAAACUCUAGACACAAAACUCAAAACGGUCAUCACUUGUA
Messenger RNA from Perca fluviatilis (European perch), 1616 nucleotides. Its product is annotated as alpha-N-acetylgalactosaminide alpha-2,6-sialyltransferase 2-like. Gene Ontology annotation, molecular function: sialyltransferase activity. The record is from RefSeq and is a predicted model, not a curated record. NCBI's taxonomy places the organism in Eukaryota, Metazoa, Chordata, Actinopteri, Perciformes, Percidae. The transcript has 8 exons. Bases 16 to 1083 code for a protein of 355 amino acids.